AUGGAGGAGCACCGCACCCUGAUGGAUGCGGUAGUAGAGAAGGUUCAGUCCACCAAGAGCAGACUGAACGAAGCUCUUACCAGCCUAUUGACAGGCUUCGAGGGAUGCGAUGCUUCCCUGUUGGCGGCAACCGCCCAGGCCGCUGGAGUUUCUGAACUCAAUCGGAAACUGAAGUUGGCCGAUGAUGAAAUCGACCGCAUUAACAAGCGGUUCGAUGAGAUGCAAGUGGGUGCAGCCGAGGUCGAGACCCUCAAAGGCACCCUUGCCCAAGCCCAAAAAGAGGCGAAGGCAAACAAGGCAGCCGCUGACAAAGUGGCUGCAGAGCUGAAGACCGAACAGGCCGCCCGCCGACAACACGAAGCUCGGGUGGCCGAGGUCGAGCGGGAGCUAAAGGACGCCAUCCUCAAGUGCGAGGGUUUGGAGGAGAAGGCUUCGGCACAAUCGUUCGAACUAGCCAAAGCUCUUCAAGAUGCUAAGGCGGCACAGGUCGAGUCCCGAAGUGCUCACAAGGAGAUCCACCAGGCGAAGCAAAUAGCGGCUGAUCUUCCAAGGAGUGCCACUGAUGCCAAACAGUUCUUCUGA
Molecule: messenger RNA, 582 nt
Organism: Aegilops tauschii subsp. strangulata
Lineage: Eukaryota; Viridiplantae; Streptophyta; Magnoliopsida; Poales; Poaceae
Source: RefSeq, a predicted model, not a curated record